AGACGGAUGACUCUGGUGCAGAAUGGAAAGGGAGAAAAAGAGAAAGAAAGAGGAAGAAAUACAGGAGAACGGUAUAUACCGCGCCCGCAUAAAACGGCCGUCCUCUCGUGGAGCACGUAACGCGUAGUAGGUGCUACAGGAUUGGUUGGUUUCUAUGUGUGGGGGCGGCCUGGCCAGCAACCCGUUGAAAAUAUAAGCGUGUGUGAGUGUCGGUUGAUUAGCCAGAGUCAGAACGGAUCGUCGCUUAGUGCGACAGUGUCCGGUUAGUUAGGCGGCUCUUGUUGUUUCGCGCGAUCAACUCACCCGGUUGUCGAUAUAUAGAAAAUACAGCAAAAAUCCGUUCAGUCGCAAGAGAAACAAUAUACGUAAACAUUUGGAAAAUCAUUCGCCCUCUAUUUCUUUUGUUUUCUUCUUUUUUAUUGCUGCUCCUAUUUUGGAAAUGUUUUCAAAUUAACAUUUGAGCAUAGUUCCUCCGGUUCUCGAAAGUAUAAUUCGGAUCGACUGGUUCAAUCUGUUCGUGUGCCGACGACACGAUGCUUGGCUCUCGCUUCGUUAGCUUGUACUAAUCAAAAUUAAUCAUAACCCGGGCAACAAUUGAUCGCAAUUGGCUCGGAUUCCAUUACGGAGGACGCGCGAACGCCGCGACCGCCAUCCUGCGCACCGCGCACGCCUUUUUGCAUAAUUGGCCAACCGGAGGUCUUCACGAAGAACCCGAGGAAUCGGCGGUAAUAAAGGGAGCAGGAAGUGAAUGGGACACAGUUGUCUAGGGUAUUUUAAACCCUGGCUGGAUCAUAGAUCGACGAAUUUUCAUUUGUUACUACCGAGAAGAGAAGAAGAUAAAGAACAAAGUUGAAGAAACAUCGAGGAAGAGGAAACUCUCAUAUACUUUGUAUCGGAAAUCCAAGCGAGGCAUUCAAUAUUUAUUUACUAAUAGAAAGAAAUGGUUCCUGUCGAGUUGCUCUAAUUUUAAGCCUGUGAAGAUUGAAGAAGAGAGAUAAUUGAAGUCAAAAAACUGUUGAACAAGAAGUGUAUAUAAUUCAGAGGAGAAGAAAUUGUAUUCAGCGCACGGUGAUUGAAGAAGAGAAAACACAAUUGCAGUUUGUGAAACUAUCAAAGAAAAGGAGAUACGAAUUUAUAUUAGAGAUUGAAAGAAUUUGAUAUUUAUGAUAUUUUUAUUAAAAAGAAGAGAAGUUCCUAUCUGAUUUUGAUAACGAAACCACGUGUUUUUAAAACGUCAAGAGUUAUCAAAGAAAUACUGUGCCAAUAAUUGCAUUUCAAUUAUUAUUUGACACUAAAAAAAUAAUCUAACGUUGUUAUUCAUUACUUGAAGAAUCGAAAGGAGAAAAUAAUUGAAAUUUUUCAAUCCUAAAAGAAUUUAUAAAAGAUGGACGGAGGUCCCUUCGAUGACCCGAUCUUCUCUGACUUCGGUGGUCGAGGAGGUUCCGGAGUCCACAGUAUUCAAGUGAUGCUUGGCCUUCAUGGUGGGCACCAUGGUGGCGAUUUAAUGCCCACUGGAGGUCAUCUGCACAAAUUGGACUCUUCCAACAGUCCACCGCCACAUCAUCAAACGUCUCACCAUCAUCUGCAACAACAACAACAACAACAGAAAGAGCUGAAGGAAUUGGAAUUAGCUGGAAUGUACGCACCACUUCCUCAGACGCAGGAUGUCACCACGUCGACGUCCACUGCUGCGACGCCGACCUCGACGACGUUGCAGCAGGGUCUGCAGCUUGGAAAUCCUUUAAAAAGGAAGCCAGAAGACCCGAUGAACACUCUUGCUCCAGUCAGUAGCGAGGCUCAGCCAGCUAAGAAAGAUUCCAAGAAGAAGACCGACAACAAUGGGAUCAAAAAGAAGAAAACCAGAACGACAUUUACUGCUUAUCAAUUGGAAGAAUUGGAAAGAGCAUUUGAACGUGCACCGUAUCCUGAUGUCUUCGCGCGAGAAGAGCUAGCUCUAAAACUCGCUUUGUCGGAGUCAAGGGUUCAAGUUUGGUUCCAGAAUCGGCGUGCAAAAUGGCGGAAGAGAGAACCUCCACGUAAAACCGCUGGGUACAUGGCUGCUGGUUCAGCAAGUCCCGGUUUAUCAGGAUCAUUUACCUCGCUGAAUAAUACCCUCAACCCCUUCGCCUCUCCAACAACAGCGACAGCACCGCCGGAUGCUUGGGCGUAUUCUCCAGCGUAUGAUCUGGCGCCACACCUGAAUCUACUUAGCCCAUCUAAUUCCCCUUAUUCCACCUCUUUCGGUGGACCGAGCAACAACGGGUCAGCAUACUCGUACGCGACAAUGCUUCCGCAACAUGAUGCCUCGUUAUUUUCUACACCAUCAGGGAACACGAUGCGCGUGCACCAGGAUUACAUGAACGCCAGUAAUAGUCCACCACCUCCUCUAACCCGCAACGAUUAUCAGACUAUGGUGACCACGCAUUCGCCACCCACUCACCUAGCUAACUCCAUGUCAGAGGAAGAACAUCAGCAGAAUAAGCAAUUGGAUUAUGUCAGUGGUCUCAGUCCAGCGGAUAAGUAUCAGCACGAACAAUCUGAUUACACGCAGCAGCAGCAACAACAGCAACAACAACAGGAUCAGAAACAAGAAUACGGGAUGCACUCACCACAAGGACGCCAAGGAAUGAAGGAACAGGUGAUGGUGAAGAGCGAGCCAACCAGCCAGCAGAGCUAUGUGCAGUUGCCUCCUUUUCUGAACUGACUCGAAACCUCCAGUCUAGAUUUACUCUAGAACAACUGGCGGUUCCAGUUUGGAAUGGAUCUUUCUUGCCAAAGGAAUUUCAGGGCUGAACGUAAAGUCUUGAUGAGUUGUGCUUAGGAAGAUUUAUUAGCAUUUGGAUUAAGUUAAGGAUAAUAAUGCAAGGUUUUGAGUUAAUUAGAGUUAUUAUAAUGUGUUAUUCUAAAGACAGAAAGAAGUUUGGGAAUAGAAGUCUUCAAUAGAGUCCUUUGAGAGAUCUUGAAAGUUUCUUUUAUUUAUGAAGUUUAUUCUGUUCUCGAUAUAAUUCUAUUUUGUAUUAUAUAACUUUAAAAGAUUCAUGAAAUUCAUUGGAAUUACAUUUGUAAAAGAAAGUUUAACACUAAGAAUACGAUAAUCAUUGAUUCUUCUUAGUAAGAAAGCAGCCCUGGAAAAAAUAUGUUUUUUUAUAAUAAACGUAUAUCUGUAAGAAAUAAAAUAUUUUAAGGGAAGCAAUUAAUUGAAUGAGAGCAUUCUAGUGCCUUAAAGGUGUAAGUUCGUAUGAGGUGUGAGUACUUUUGUAUUAUUUGUCCCUUGUUCGUAGUUAUUAAGAAAAACCGAAUGAAAAUGAACGUGUUGUGUUGUAUUUUAUUCAAAUACUCUGUAGUGUAUACGAAAUCAUGUACAUAUAUAGAGAGAGUAUAAAACAUCACCUGAACUUGUAAAGUCUUUUACAGAGAUAUUUCGUGUGUAUUUUGUACUCUGCCCAUCUUUUUAUGACGUUUGUAAUUACUCGCAUUUAAAUACACUUAAAAAUGAAAACA
Messenger RNA from Bombus impatiens (common eastern bumble bee), 3501 nucleotides. It is a transcript of the gene repo, whose product is annotated as retinal homeobox protein Rx2. The coding region runs from base 1385 to 2704 and encodes 439 amino acids. Gene Ontology annotation, biological process: regulation of DNA-templated transcription. The record is from RefSeq and is a predicted model, not a curated record. Gene Ontology annotation, molecular function: DNA-binding transcription factor activity, RNA polymerase II-specific; sequence-specific double-stranded DNA binding. The transcript has 4 exons. Lineage: Eukaryota; Metazoa; Arthropoda; Insecta; Hymenoptera; Apidae.